This is a messenger RNA of Harmonia axyridis, 811 nucleotides long. RefSeq lists its product as uncharacterized. Lineage: Eukaryota; Metazoa; Arthropoda; Insecta; Coleoptera; Coccinellidae. The record is from RefSeq and is a predicted model, not a curated record. Bases 170 to 799 code for a protein of 209 amino acids. Gene Ontology annotation, molecular function: DNA binding. The transcript is spliced from 2 exons. Gene Ontology annotation, biological process: DNA integration; DNA recombination.
AGUGGAUGGAAGUUAACCGUAUGGAUAGUAAUAACACGAGUGAAACUGUAAUGUUGGCGUAUUUUCAAGAGAUGGUAUCUAUUUAUUCUUUUAGUCUAAUAUGUGAAUUGGUUUAUUUUUCUUACAGUCUGAAUUGUAUAGUCCUAAUUCGCUGUGGACUAAGUGGUCAAUGCUAAAAUUGAUGAUGAGAAUACAUGAUAACAUAGAUGGAAGUAAAUUUCACGAAUUGGAAGCGUUUCUCAAACGCAAAAGUAAAUGCUAUGAGCCAAAAAAGUCUCAAGUGUUUAGUCGGGAAGAUAUUGUCAAAUUUUUGAAGAAUGCGUCUGAUCAAGAAUACUUACUUCAUAAGGUAGUUUUGAUUAUGGGUUAUUUCGGGGGCUGUAGAUGUCAAGAACUUUUGAAUAUGAAAAUUAAUCACAUCGAAGAUAGGGGCUCUGUUAUGGUGGUUGACAUUCCGGAAAGUAAAACAGAUAUUCGUGAGAGAUUUACUUUUGUGGAAGAAAACGAGUUCUCUGCAUUGAGUCUAGUGAGGAAGUAUAUGCUUCUACGUAGCUCAGUUCAACCGGUUGGAAAAAAUACAUUCGAGAAAAUUACAAGCAAAAUUACUAGUUUUUUGGAAUUGCCGAAUCCAGAAACAUUCACAGGACAUUGUCUGCGAAGGACUUCUGCGACUGCCUUGGUCAAUGCAGGAGCAAAUAUGACAACAUUGAAGAGACAUGGUGGAUGGCGAAGUUCAACGGUGGCAGAAGGGUAUUUGGCCGACAGCAUGGGAUUGAAAACAAAACUGCAAGAAUGUUAGCUGGCAUGUCAG